GGAGGAGGAGGCAGGAGCGCAGAGCGCCGAGCCCCGCGCCGCCGCCGCGCAAUCCGCCGCCAUCCGCCGCCCCCGCGCCCGGCCGCCGCCCGACCGCCAUCGCCCGGGCCCGUCGCUCGCGGACGCAGACCAGGCAAAUCGGGAGCGGUGCCGAGAAAAAUUUCCUUACUAGAUGACAUUUCAUCGCAAUGUCCGAUCGUUUGGGGCAAAUAACCCAGGGCAAGGAUGGGAAAAGCAAGUACUCGACUCUCAGCCUGUUUGACAAGUAUAAAGGAAGAUCAGUAGGCGCGGUCAGAUCCUCAGUUAUUCCUAGACAUGGCUUACAGAGUCUCGGGAAAGUUGCCACAGCCCGGCGUAUGCCACCACCUGCAAACCUGCCAAGCCUGAAGUCUGAAAACAAAGGAAACGACCCCAACAUCGUGAUAGUACCCAAGGACGGGACAGGAUGGGCCAACAAGCAGGACCAGCAAGACCCAAAGAGUUCCAGUGUGACAGGCUCUCAGCCGCCGGAGUCGCAGCCGCAGCCGGCUUUGCAGAAAUCUGUCUCCAAUUUGCAGAAGCCGACACAGUCAAUCAGUCAGGAGAACACAAGUUCAGUGCCAGGUGGACCAAAGUCAUGGGCACAGCUGAGUGGAAAGCCAGUCGGACACGACGGUGGUUUAAGGGGCUCAAGCCGACUAUUAUCCUUCUCUCCCGAGGAAUUUCCGACGCUGAAAGCAGCCGGAGGGCAGGACAGGGCUGGCAAAGAAAAGGGCGCCUUCGAUCUGUCGUAUGGGCCAGGACCAAGCCUCCGCCCUCAGAAUGUGACGAGCUGGAGGGAGGGUGGUGGGCGAAACAUCAUUUCUGCCACGUCUCUGAAUGCCUCCCCAACAGAGCUGGGCAGCAGGACCUCCAGUGCGGGAGAUGGAGCCCCCUCCUCGACAUGCACCAGCGACUCUAAGGACCCCUCUCUCCGCCCAGCCCAGCCCAUCCGCAAAGGGGCCUCACAGUUCAUGGGACACAUUUACCAGCCUCCCACUUACCAUGACAUGCUUCCUGCUUUUAUGUGUUCACCACAGUCCUCAGAGAACCAGGGUACGGUGGAACGGAGCCCCUUCCCCCUUCCUCAGCUCCGCCUGGAACCCCGGGUUCCUUUUAGACAGUUCCAGAUGAAUGACCAAGAUGGGAAAGAAAGGUCCGGCCUGGCGCGCCCAGUACGCCCACUGAGGCAGCUGGUGGAGCGGGCACCACGGCCCACUGUCAUCAACGCAGAGAACCUGAAGGGCCUAGAUGAUCUGGACACGGAUGCAGACGAUGGCUGGGCAGGCCUCCAUGAGGAAGUGGACUAUUCCGAGAAACUGAAGUUCAGUGACGAUGAAGAUGAGGAGGAAGUUGUGAAGGAUGGGCGGUCAAAGUGGAGCAGCUGGGACCCGAGGCGGCAGCGAGAGUCGUCACUGAGCUCUGCAGACAGUGCUGAUGCCAGGCGCUCUCAAGAGGAAGGAAAGGACUGGGGAGAAGCAGGGAAUGUGUCCCGCGUUGUCCGGAAGGGGCCAGAGCCGCAGCCUCCUUCCAGGAAGCUCCACAGCUGGGCAUCUGGCCCUGACUACCAGAAGCCCACAAUGGGCAGCACGUUCCGACAGCAGUCCUCUGAGGACAAGGAGGACAAGCCACCCCCACGGCAGAAGUUCAUCCAGUCAGAGAUGUCGGAGGCUGUGGAGCGAGCCCGAAAGCGCAGGGAAGAAGAAGAGCGCCGGGCCCGGGAGGAGAGGCUGGCGGCCUGUGCGGCCAAACUCAGGCAGCUGGAUCAGAAGUGCAAGCAGGCCCCGAAGGCCAGCGAGGCCCUGAAGCCUGUGGAGAAGGAGGGCCCCCGGUCCCCGGGCAUCGAGAAGGCCUCCCCACAGGAGAACGGCCCUAUUGUCCGCAAAGGCUCCCCAGAGUUCCCUGUCCAAGAAGCCCCGAGCAUGUUCUUAGAAGAGACACCUGCAACAUCCCCUGCAGUAGCUCAGAGCAGCAGCAGCAGCAGCAGCAGCGAGGAAGAAGCCAGGGAGGCCGAGUCCCCUGCACAGGAGUUCAGCAAGUAUCAGAAGUCCCUUCCUCCUCGUUUCCAGCGGCAGCAGCAGCAGCAGCAGCAGCAGCAGCAGCAGCAGGAGCAACUAUACAAGAUGCAGCACUGGCAGCCGGUGUACCCCCCGCCUUCUCACCCCCCGCGCUCCUUCUACCCACACCACCCCCAGAUGCUGGGCUUUGACCCGCGGUGGAUGAUGAUGCCCUCCUACAUGGACCCACGCAUUACACCCACUCGGACACCCGUGGACUUCUACCCCUCAGCCCUGCAUCCUUCAGGACUGAUGAAGCCCAUGAUGCCUCAAGAGUCCCUCAGUGGGACUGGCUGUCGCUCUGAAGAUCAAAACUGUGUGCCCUCACUCCAAGAAAGAAAAGUGACCACCAUCGACCCAACUCCCGUGUGGAGCCCUGAGGGCUACAUGGCACUGCAGAGCAAAGGUUACUCACUGGCCCACCCGAAGUCUGCCGACACCCUGGCCAUGGACAUGCACGUCAGGAAUGAAAGGUCUUACUCUGCCUCCCCCGGAAGGUCAGGGGGCUUAAGUGCCCAGCGCGAUCUCUUUGAGGAGAGAGGGGAGGAGUUCUUGAGUGCUUUUGACAAGAAGGCCCAAGCAGACUUUGACAGCUGUGUUUCUGCUCAGAGAAUAGGCCAGGAGCUUUUAUUUCCACCCCAGGAAAAUGUUCAGGAGGUGGGUGCUCCUGGGGGGCGUACCCCAAACCUCAGGUGUUCCCCAUUGGAGCCCGACUUUGUCCCAGCCGAGAAAAAGCCAGAGUAUGGCAGUUGGGAUGUUGGCCACCAGCCACAGGCUGCCGACACAGCUAACAGUGUCGAGCGGGAGGCACCCCAGGAGGAGCCAUCCUUCCACGCUUCCUCCUGGGAGAAGGAAGGGAGCCCCAAGAAACAACCAAACCCAGAGCCCGAGUGGACGCCCGAGUCCCGGAGCCAGCACCAGGAGCAGCCGGGCAGGACCCGGAGGUCGGGACCCAUCAAGAAACCUGUCCUCAAGGCCCUGAAGGUGGAAGAGAAGGAGAAGGCGCUGGAGAGGGCCAGGCAGGGCCUGGGAGAGGAGAGCUCUCAGCCGGCCCUAGACAAAGAGCCCAUGUGCGGGACAGAAGAAGAUGAGGAUGAAGAGAACAACCCUGCUCUGGCCAAUGCCUCCUCUUCUGCCCUGGAGGACAAGGCUGCUGCCCGGCCUGGGUUUGGCCAUGAGGCCAGCAAGCCGGAUGAAGACGCUAAGGCUGAUAAGACCUGGGAGAGCAGGCCCUCGAGGGAUGCCAGUGACAUUCCCCCAACCAAGAGAAACAACUGGAUCUUCAUUGAUGAGGAGCAGGCCUUUGGGGGCCGGGGCCAGACCCGCAGCCGUGGCCGCGGCUUCAGAGAGUUCACCUUCCGAGGCAGCCGGCCUGCAGGCAGCAACACAAGUGGUCUGUGUGGCACGGGUGUCCUCGGGGCUCGCAGCAUGUACAGUGGUGGCCAGCGCAGUAGCCGAGGCAGGGGCCUUCGUGACUUCCCCCUGCCAGAAGACUGCCCUAGAGCCAAGCCCAGGCGCCGCAUCGCCAGUGAGACCCACAGCGAGGGCUCUGAGUAUGAAGAGCUACCCAAGAGGCGGCGUCAGCGGGGCUCCGAGCCUGGCCACGAGGGCAUGCUCCUGGAAAGGGACGAGGGCGCCCUGAAGAAGGACUCUUGGCGCUCCAACAGGACUUACACAGAGGACCAGGGUGGCCUAGAUGCCCGCAGCCGGGGACCCCGGGCCUGUGGGAGGGCCCUCCCACCUCGCCUAAGCAAUUGCAGCUAUGGCCGAAGAACCUUUGUCACCAAAGAGCCUCCCCACUGGCAGAGCCGGAGCCCAGGUGGCUCCUGGCAGGAAUAUGGCCCCUCGGACCCAUGUGGCCCACGGCGAACCACUGACAGAGACUACAUCCCAGACUCCUACCGACACUCUGACACAUACGGCAGCAGGGUCUUCGAGGACAGCCGCAUGGAGGACAAGAGGUCCUUUUUCCAAGAUGACCACGGGGCAGAUUCUGAAAAUGCAGAGAACAGGCCCUUCCGCCGGAGGCGGCCCCCACGCCAAGACAAGCCCCCUCGCUUCCGGCGCCUCCGUCAAGAGCGGGAGUCCCUGGGCUUGUGGGGACCCGAGGAGGAGUCCCACCUGCUGGCAAGUCAAUGGCCAGGCCGGUCCAAACUCAGUCCUGGGGACAAGAGUGGUCCUGGAGGUCACAGGUCCCCAGAGCUCUCCUACCAGAAUUCUUCUGAUCAUGCCAACGAAGAGUGGGAGACGGCCUCUGAGAGCAGCGACUUCAGCGAGCGUAGGGAGCGGCGAGAAGGCCUUGCAGCUGAGCCUGAAGCACAAGGGGAUGGUGGCCUGUCAGGGGCCAGUCUGGGUGAGAAGAAGGAGCUGGCCAAGCGGAGCUUCUCCAGCCAGAGGCCCCUGGCUGACAGACAGAGCCGCAAGCUGGAGCCGGGAGGGUUUGGGGAGAAGCCUGUUAGGCCAGGUGGGGGUGAGGCUUCCCCCCGCUGCGAGAGCCAGCAGAGCGGGACUUCUCUGAAAGUCAAAAGGUCUCCAGAUGAGGCCUUGCCUGGAGGCUUUGGUUGCAGCAGUGGAAGCCACUCACCCUAUGCCCUGGAGCGGACCACUCACACCAGCUCCGACAGUCCUGAAGCCACCAGGAAGAAAGCAGAGAAGGAGGCUCCCCUGGCUGCCCAGAGGGCUGGUGAGCAGCAGGAAGAGGCCCGCAAGCAGUUUGAUCUGGGCUAUGGAAAUGCCAUCAUUGACAACUGCGCGUCCAGCCCUGGGGAGGAGAGUGAAGUGGGCUCCAUGGUGGGGGAAGGCUUCAUUGAAGUCUUGACCAAGAAGCAGCGCCGCCUGCUGGAAGAGGAGAGAAGGAAGAAGGAGCAGGCUGCUCAGGUGCCUGUCAAAGGUCGGGGCCUUUCAGCACGUAUCCCCCCUCGGUUUGCCAAGAAGCAGAGCAGCCUGUGUCUGGAGCAAGGCGACGCGGCUGUGCCUGGCAGCAGCCUGGGCACUGAGAUCUGGGAGAGCGGCAGCCAAGCAGCCCUCCCUGUGCAGGGCGCAGCCAGCGAUUCCUGGAGGAAAGCCGUCACCGCCUUCAGCAGCACUGAGCCUGGCACCACAGAGCAGGGUUUUAAGAGCAGCCAGGGAGAUAGUGGUGUUGACUUGAGUGCUGAAUCUCGGGAGUCAUCCGCGACCUCCUCACAGCGCAGUUCCCCAUAUGGUACUCUCAAGCCAGAGGAGAUGAGCGGGCCUGGCCUGGCGGAAUCCAAGACCGACAGCCACAAGGACCAAGUUCAGAAGCAGUCUGAGCACAAGGACUCAGAUCAAGGAUCUGGACAGAGCAAGGAGCACAGACCAGGACCCAUCGGCAAUGAGCGCUCCCUGAAAAACAGAAAGGGCUCGGAGGGGGCCGAGCGGCUGCAAGGGGCCGUCGUCCCGCCUGUUAAUGGGGUGGAGGUUCACGUGGACCCUGUGCUGCCUGUACCCCCCAUUGAGUUUGGGGUCAAUCCAAAAGACUCUGAUUUCAGCCUGCCACCCGGUUCUGCUUCUGGUCCUGUAGGAAAUCCAGUUGCCAAGCUUCAGGAUGUCUUGGCUAGUAAUGCAGGACUGACGCAGAGUAUCCCCAUCCUUCGGCGGGAUCACCACAUCCAGAGAGCCAUCGGCCUGUCUCCCAUGUCCUUCCCCACUGCAGACCUCACAUUGAAGAUGGAGUCUGCACGCAAGGCUUGGGAAAACUCCCCCAGUUUGCCGGAGCAGAGCUCUCCCGGAGGUGCAGGCUCGGGGAUCCAGCCUCCAUCCUCUGUGGGCGCCUCCAACGGAGUCAACUACAGCUCCUUUGGUGGAGUGUCCAUGCCGCCCAUGCCUGUGGCUUCUGUAGCGCCUUCUGCCUCCAUGCCAGGCAACCACCUCCCACCUCUGUACCUGGAUGGCCACGUGUUUGCAAGUCAGCCCCGACUGGUUCCUCAAACGAUACCUCAGCAGCAGAGUUACCAGCAGGCUGCCACUGCCCAGCAGAUCCCAAUCUCCCUCCACACAUCUCUGCAGGCCCAGGCGCAGCUUGGGCUGAGGGGUGGGCUCCCCGUCUCCCAGUCCCAGGAGAUCUUCAGCUCCCUGCAGCCUUUCAGGUCUCAGGUGUACAUGCACCCCAGCCUGUCACCACCCAGCACUAUGAUCCUCUCUGGGGGUACCGCCUUGAAACCCCCAUACUCUGCGUUUCCUGGCAUACAGCCCUUGGAGAUGGUGAAGCCACAGUCCGGCUCACCCUACCAGCCUAUGAGUGGAAACCAGGCCCUGGUCUACGAGGGCCAGCUUGGCCAGGCUGCCGGGUUGGGUACCUCCCAGAUGCUGGAUUCCCAGCUUCCACAGCUCACGAUGCCGCUGCCUCGGUAUGGCUCUGGGCAGCAGCCACUGAUUCUACCACAGUCCAUUCAGCUGCCUCCAGGACAGAGUCUCCCUGUUGGGGCCCCCCGAAGGAUUCCUCCACCUGGCUCCCAACCACCAGUCCUGAACACCAGCAGAGAGUCCGCUCAGAUGGAGCUGAAAGGCUUCCACUUUGCCGACAGUAAACAGAAUGUUCCUCCCGGAGGCUCCGCACCAUCCCCGCAGGCCUACAGGCCUAGCUCUGCUAGCCCCAGUGGGAAGCCCUCUGGAUCAGCAGUUAACAUGGGCUCUGUGCAGGGACACUACGUUCAACAGGCAAAGCGAGUGGAUGACAAACCCGGCCUGGGAACCGUGAAGCUGCAGGAGGUCUCCUCAGCCGCCUCCCAGGUGAAGCGGACUGGAGCCAUCAAGCCUCGGGCAGUCAAGGUGGAGGAGAGUAAAGCCUGAAGGUGCCUGGCAUCUUUUGCCUCACCCUAACAAGGAUGGUGCAGCACCGCCAGCCUGGACAGCCACCACCUGACCUGGGACCUUGCCAGAUCCACCAUCCCACUGUCCUACCACUUGGCCUGGACAGGCUCUCUUCCACUCCCGAAAGCUCCUGAAAGUUCCAUCGUCAGCCAGCCCGCAUCGUGGAUAUAUGGCAUUGACCUGCUUGCUUUGGUACAAGAGCAGACUCCCUCCUUCCCGCCCCUCUGCCCAGUGACUGUGGAGUGAGUCUCCUGUGCAGUGCAGACCUGCCCGCCCGCCCCAUUCCCCAGGCACAGUGGUUUGGCAGCAGGGUCGUUUUAGCUGGAGGCUUUUU
Messenger RNA from Peromyscus californicus insignis, 7239 nucleotides. RefSeq names its product proline rich coiled-coil 2B (gene Prrc2b). Lineage: Eukaryota; Metazoa; Chordata; Mammalia; Rodentia; Cricetidae. The transcript is spliced from 32 exons. Gene Ontology annotation, biological process: cell differentiation. The record is from RefSeq and is a predicted model, not a curated record. Bases 189 to 6884 code for a protein of 2231 amino acids.